Molecule: messenger RNA, 549 nt
Organism: Botrytis sinoallii
Lineage: Eukaryota; Fungi; Ascomycota; Leotiomycetes; Helotiales; Sclerotiniaceae
Exons: 2
Coding region: 1-549 (182 amino acids)
Source: RefSeq, a predicted model, not a curated record
AUGAGACUUGUCAACUCUGGCUCUAAUCCUGGGCGAAAGCCUCGAAACCAUCGGAGAAAUCUUACAUCCCUUCAAGAGCUAGGAAUAAAGGCGCCAUUCAAACAGUCAGAUCGGAGGAAGAAACGACCCUUCUCCAACCAAGACGAUCGUGAAAUUAGGGAAGGUUAUAAUAUUUAUGGGCCUGCGUGGACAAGGAUACAGAGAGAUCCUCAAUUCAACCUUCAGGACCGACAGCCUACUGAUCUUAGAGACCGCCUCAGGAAUAAGCAUCCUGAACUGUUUAGAUCCGGGGAGGACGACACUACUCGGACAGCAUCACAGUCUCAGAGCAAGCCUACACAGGUUGAGGACCUGUCUAACACAUCCAAUCACGCCACAAUCGAUUCAACUACAUUUGCUUUGAAUCAUGAGAUAUUAAAGCCUACCGCAGAACCUACGGACAGCUUGUCAUUCUCACAGUCUUUUGAUUGGCCUCCGCCCCCAUUCCCUUAUAUUGGAGAGAUGGACAUCUCUCGAUUACUGGAAGACCAAAACCAAUGGACGCCGUGA